Molecule: messenger RNA, 1548 nt
Organism: Arabidopsis arenosa
Lineage: Eukaryota; Viridiplantae; Streptophyta; Magnoliopsida; Brassicales; Brassicaceae
Source: the annotation of a GenBank genome assembly
ACUGUCGGGAAAUUUUUUUAUGAACUUAGGGUUCUAUAUGUAAGAAAAAAUGUUGCUGUUAGCAUUAUUUUCCACUUAUUUCUUAUCAAUAGAAGCUGUCGCGAAUGAAUCCUUUCCUGCGCUAUUGGCUUUUGGAGAUUCAAUGGUCGAUACCGGUAACAACAAUUACCUCCUGACUCUAAUGAAAGGAAAUUACUGGCCAUAUGGGUGGAAUUUCGACAAAAAAAUACCGACGGGAAGAUUUGGAAACGGAAGAGUUUUCUCCGAUAUAGUUGCCGAAGGUUUGGGGAUCAAAAGAAUUGUACCAGCUUAUCGUAAGUUGUACAUUGCUCCAAGCGACCUUAAAACUGGUGUUUCUUUUGCAUCAGGUGGUGCAGGAGUCGACCCUGUUACAUCCGAAAUGCUGAGAGUUUUAUCGCCGGCCGCCCAAGUAAAAGAUUUCAAAGGCUACUUAAGAAAGCUAAAAGGCAUAGUAGGCAAGAAAAAAGCAAAAGAAAUAGUUGCAAACUCAGUGAUUCUUGUUUCUGAAGGAAAUAAUGAUAUUGGAAUCACCUAUGCGAUUCAUGAUGCUGGAGCAAGGAAAUUUGCCGUGAUGGGAGUGAUACCAUUGGGAUGUUUGCCUAUGUCAAGACUCAUUUUUGGUAGGUUCUUCGUGUGGUGUAAUUUCUUGGCAAAUACAAUCUCCGAAGACUACAACAAAAAAUUGAAAAGCGGAAUAAAAAGUUGGAGAGGAGAAUCAGAUUUUAGGGGUGCUAGGUUUGUCUAUGUCGACAUGUACAACUCUCUUAUGGAUGUUAUCAACAAUCAUAGGAAAUACGGAUUUACACAUGAGAAGAAUGGAUGUUGUUUCCUAGAUACCGGCAACAACAAUUUUCUUCUUACUCUUCUCAAAGGAAAUUAUUGGCCGUAUGGUUUGAGUUUUGACUAUAAAUUUCCGACGGGAAGAUUCGGAAAUGGAAGAGUUUUCACCGAUAUAGUUGCCCAAGGUUUACAGAUCAAAAGACUUGUACCAGCUUAUAGCAAGAUUCGUCGCAUCGAUUCUGAAGAUCUUAAAACUGGCGUUUGUUUUGCAUCAGGUGGUUCAGGAAUUGACGAUCUUACAUCCAGAACACUGAGAGUUUUAUCGGCAGGUGACCAAGUAAAAGAUUUUAAAGACUAUUUGAAGAAACUAAAGAGAGUAGUGAAACGUAAGAAAAAAGUAAAAGAAAUAGUUUCAAACGCUGUGUUUCUUAUUUCUGAAGGAAAUAAUGAUCUUGGAUACUUUGUCGCUCCCGCUCUUAUACGAUUACAGUCCACAAAUACAUACACCAGUAAAAUGGUUGUUUGGACCAGAAAGUUUCUAAAAGAUUUAUAUGAUCUUGGAGCGAGAAAAUUCGCGGUGAUGGGAGUGAUGCCUGUGGGAUGUUUGCCUCUCCAUCGAGCCGUAUUCGGUGGGGUAUUCGGAUGGUGCAAAGUUUGUUUACGUCGACAUGUACGGUACUCUUAUGGAUCUUGUCAAAAAUCCUAAGGCCUAUGGCUUUUUAGAAGCAAGAAAAGCCUGUUGUUGUA